This is a messenger RNA of Carya illinoinensis, 1900 nucleotides long. RefSeq names its product protein PSK SIMULATOR 1. The record is from RefSeq and is a predicted model, not a curated record. The coding region runs from base 270 to 1673 and encodes 467 amino acids. NCBI's taxonomy places the organism in Eukaryota, Viridiplantae, Streptophyta, Magnoliopsida, Fagales, Juglandaceae. The transcript has a single exon. Gene Ontology annotation, biological process: positive regulation of growth.
CUCUUAUUAGCCCAUAUGUGUAAGUUUGUAACGCUAUCAAACAUCCCACGAGCCUAGACACCUGCUGCAUCUUCUACCUCCUCUUCUAUUCUUAUCUCUCUGCAACUCCGGCCUCUCUCCAAUUAUUUCUCUCUGAUCAAACGCAUAUAUGCAUCAAAAGAAAACAUACCAGCUUCCUCUUCCUCCUCCUUAGAAAAAUUCCUUUUUUUUUUUUUUUCGUUUUGUUUAAUUGUUAAUCUUCGCCAUAUACACAUACAUACAAUCUAAUUAUGGCCUUCGAAACUUGGCUAAUUAAGGUAAAGACGGCGAUAUCAAACAGUUUUGAGGUGGUGCGACCCGCCGCACCGAACCCAAGACUGAUAAAGAAGUCCAACGUCGGCGUUUUAGCCUUCGAGAUUGCUGGCCUCAUGUCCAAACUCCUUCACCUAUGGCAAUCCCUCUUGGACAAGAACAUAGGCCGCCUCCGCAACGAGUCUAUCUCUCUCGAGGGAGUCCACAAGAUCGUAUCCAACGACGAAGCUUUCCUCCUCGGCCUCGCGUGCGCGGAGUUUUCUGAGAAUCUCAGACUUGUCGCCAAAUCGGUAUCCAGAAUAAGCAAGAAAUGCGAGGAACCGAGUCUCCGGUGCUUCGAGCGCUUGUUUGAUGAGUUCGCCAACUGGGGACGCGACCCUCAUAGUUGGGUUCUAAGCUUGAAAGAAAUGGAAGCUAGAAUCAAGAAGAUGGACAGAUACGUCACUCUCACGGCCACGCUACAUAGAGAAAUGGAUGAGCUUUCUGUCAUGGAAACUGGGUUAAGCAAAUCGUUAGUCAAGUGUCAGGAAAAAGAAUCAACAAUUUCUGAGCUUCAGCAGAAGAUUUACUGGCAACGACAGGAAAUCAAGUAUCUUAAAGAGAGAUCAAUAUGGAACCGAAGCUUUGAUACUGUUGUUUCCCUGCUUGCACGGUCUAUUUUCACUAUUUUGGCAAGGAUCAAACUAGUUUUCGGCAUAGGAACAUGUCCAGAGUCUCUGACUCGCAGUCUCUCAGCUUCGGCCACUGUCCACCCCUCGGAUCACAACCCAAGUUCUUGCCUUUACGUGUCAGGGCCAUUAAUGAAAAGCUCAAAACUUGAGGAAAAGAAAGAUUUGGCUGAUGGGUUUUUCGAGUCCAACUCCAAGCUCCUAAAGCCCCCAGCAACUACGCUAGGCGCCGCAGCUUUAGCCCUACACUACUCGAAUUUGAUCAUAGUGAUGGAGAAGAUGAUCAAGUCACCACAAUUGGUCGGUCUGGAUGCCAGGGAUGAUCUUUAUACAAUGUUACCAAGCAGUAUACGUUCGAUGCUGAGGGAUAGGUUGAAGGGAUCCGCGGGGUUUUCGGCGAGCGAUCCGGUUCUUGCUGGGGAGUGGAGGGAGGCCUUGGGAAGGAUCUUGGGUUGGUUGUCACCAUUAGCACAUAAUAUGAUAAAAUGGCAAAGUGAAAGGAGCUUUGAGCAACAAACUUUGUUGCCCAAAACGAACGUGAUGCUUCUGCAGACGCUAUUUUUUGCGAACAAGGAGAAGACCGAGGCUGCCAUUACCGAGCUAUUAGUGGGACUGAACUACAUUUGGAAGUUCGAGAGGGAGAUGACUGCUAAGGCCCUGUUCGAAUCCACCAACUUCAAUGGGAUGAUCUUGAAUGCGAAGAAUUCCGGCUAAAGGGCCGGAGAUGGUUUUCCUUUAAUUUCUUAAUUUCUUCUUUUUUGGUUCUAAUUUUAUCUCUAAUAUUUCAUCAUGGUUGAUUUUGGUUUAAAUUUUGUUUAAUUAGUACGAUCUUUGAGGGUUUGUUUUGCUUCUAACCCGGAUCUCUGUAUAUGGUAAUUAUAAAUAAUGCAUGUAAAUGAUCAUCAUAUAAUGAUUUUGAGUAAUCCAAACAAUUAAUGCAA